AUGCCUCCGGCCGCAGUCACACUGAUCCUCACGUGUCUCUGCUCAGUAUGGUAUCACAGCUUUGUCCUCUUCGCCUCUGCCGAAUGGGUCAAUAUUACCAUCGACGACACCUUCGGAGACAACGUUAACGGCCAGCAGUUCGUCUAUUCACCAGACGAUAAGUGGACGACUGGACAGAACUGCACCGGUUGCCUUGCCCACCCCAAUGCGAGUGAAGCCUUCGAUCACUCAUGGCAUGACUCGUCGUUCUUCCCCGAAAUUGAAAGCAGCGCGCCCAGUGCUUCUGUGUCGUUCAAUGGCACGGCAGUUUACGUCUAUUGCAUCAUCUUUCAUUCAGAUUUCUCGCCAGAUGGGUACACAAAUUUGAAUUUUGCGAUAGACGGUGAGAUGGUGGGCGAGCCGUUUAUCUCGAUACCCUCGAACUCGACCAGUAUCGAUUACAAUCGCCUGGUGUACGCCAACAACUCGCUUUCAUGGAGCCCGCACACGUUGACUAUCACAAAUGGCGCGAAUGGUUCACAAACAUCUCUAGCGCUCCUGGAUUAUAUCCAAUAUACGUGA
Molecule: messenger RNA, 561 nt
Organism: Laetiporus sulphureus 93-53
Lineage: Eukaryota; Fungi; Basidiomycota; Agaricomycetes; Polyporales; Laetiporaceae
Exons: 2
Coding region: 1-561 (186 amino acids)
Source: RefSeq, a predicted model, not a curated record